AUGUCCGCCACCAGCGGUUACGAUGGCUUUGCCAGCUUCGAUAUCGACCCCACCGCCUCCAUUGUCACAGAGUUCAACCGCCUCGCCAUCCAGAAGAGUUGGAAGAAAGACUCCAAGCAAUACAAAAACCAACGUGCCCGCCUCGUCAACCAGGAAUUCAAUGCCUACUUUGGCAGCAAUCUCAACGACCUCGCAGCUUGGCAGGCUCUUUGUAAGGCUGUUGGCAUCACAACCAUUCCUUCAUCUGUCACUCAAUGCAAAAAGGUACAGAACUCCCAUCCAUCUCCCAUUUGGCUUAGCCUGAUCCCGUUUCAGCUUCUCAAGAAAGUCUAUGUCAAUAUCUAUGACCUUAUUGACGCUGCUCGAUUGGGUGAAGUGGCCCGAACUUUCCCCAACAACCAGCAGCUUGCAGCGUACACGAAACCGAACAAGGUUUUCCCGAAGAGAGAAGCGAAGUUAAACAAGCUUCUGAAGUUCAUGCUGAGGCAUAUCUUCUAG
Molecule: messenger RNA, 498 nt
Organism: Endocarpon pusillum Z07020
Lineage: Eukaryota; Fungi; Ascomycota; Eurotiomycetes; Verrucariales; Verrucariaceae
Exons: 1
Coding region: 1-498 (165 amino acids)
Source: RefSeq, a predicted model, not a curated record